GACGCAGCACCAGCAAUGGCCGGCCUCACCGCCUCCAUCGCCACCUCCACGGCCUUCGCCGCCAAGCCGCGCCUGUCCCGCUCGCCAGCACGCCUCACCGUCUCCUGCUCCGCCUCCUCCAACGACACCACCCUCUCCACCUCCAUCAAGACCUUCUCCGCCGCGCUCGCCCUCUCCUCCGUCCUCCUCUCCUCCGCCGCCACCUCCCCGCCCCCCGCCGCCGCCGACAUCGCCGGCCUGACCCCCUGCAAGGAGUCCAAGGCCUUCGCCAAGCGCGAGAAGCAGUCGGUCAAGAAGCUCACGUCCUCGCUCAAGAAGUACGCGCCCGACUCCGCGCCCGCGCUCGCCAUCCAGGCCACCAUCGACAAGACCAAGCGCCGCUUCGACAACUACGGCAAGUUCGGCCUGCUCUGCGGCUCCGACGGCCUGCCCCACCUCAUCGUCAGCGGCGACCAGCGGCACUGGGGCGAGUUCAUCACCCCAGGCGUCCUCUUCCUCUACAUCGCGGGGUGGAUCGGGUGGGUCGGCAGGAGCUACCUCAUCGCCAUCAGCGGCGAGAAGAAGCCAGCCAUGAGGGAGAUCAUCAUCGACGUCGAGCUCGCCUCCAGGAUCAUCCCCAGGGGAUUCAUCUGGCCGGUUGCUGCGUACCGCGAGUGGAUCAACGGCGACCUCGUCGUCGACGACGCUGACAUCGGCUACUAAGCAUGUAUGCAUGCAUGCUUGGUUGGCUAGUCGGUCCACAGUCAGAUGGGCAGCGGAUGGCGAUCUGGAGCUGUGAUGUCUAUGUGGGAUUGGUGUAGGAGCUGAUAGGAUCAUGGAGAAACGGAACCUCUCUUGUCUUGUACUUAAGAAACUGAAAUCUUGUAUAACUAUUGUGCUCUCUCUUGCGUGUAUUUUACAUUGUUCAAGUCAUUCGUAACGAUUUCAUGAUGCACAGCA
This is a messenger RNA of Lolium rigidum, 939 nucleotides long. Its product is annotated as photosystem I reaction center subunit III, chloroplastic-like. Gene Ontology annotation, biological process: photosynthesis. The transcript has 2 exons. Gene Ontology annotation, cellular component: photosystem I reaction center; chloroplast thylakoid membrane; photosystem I. Lineage: Eukaryota; Viridiplantae; Streptophyta; Magnoliopsida; Poales; Poaceae. The record is from RefSeq and is a predicted model, not a curated record. Bases 16 to 702 code for a protein of 228 amino acids.